AUGAGCCGACUUAGAGUAUAUCGCACUGAGGGCGUGGUUAUCAGGCAGAUGCCGCUGGGGGAGGCGGACCGCAUUCUGACGCUGUGCUCUCCGGAUAUGGGUAAGGUGCGGGCUGUGGCGAAGGGUGUGCGGCGCACGAGGAGCAGGCUGGGCGGGCACCUUGAACUGCUGAACCGCGUGUCGGUGUCGGUUGCGAUAGGCAGAAACCUCGAUACGAUUAGCGAGGCGUCCGCGAUCAGCACAUUCAGUGGCAUCCGAGCCGACCUGCGGCGGAUUUCUCGCGCUAUGUAUGUCGCUGAGCUGGUGGACUGCUUCUCGAUGGAGGGCAACGGCAACCAGGCGAUUACCAUUUGCUGCUCAGUACACUGCUCUGGCUGGAGCGCGCUGCCAAUCUCGAUCUGCUGA
Geodia barretti is the source of this 405-nucleotide messenger RNA. The record is from the annotation of a GenBank genome assembly. Lineage: Eukaryota; Metazoa; Porifera; Demospongiae; Tetractinellida; Geodiidae.